AAGGAAGCCUCAGUGAGCAUUCGAAUGGGACCCUGCUUUGUUGCACAGCGGAGGGGAGGAGACAAACUGUGAAUCUUAUCGUCGGAGAAUGACCUGCCCCGUCAUUGUCUAGUUGUAAAAAAUAUAGUAUCGGUAAAAUAUCGGAUUGAACCGGAAAGUACUGAGGAUUUGACCACAUUUAAAGGGAUGUCCAAGCGAGUGCGAAGCAGAGAGGUCUGCGCUGAUUGCAGUGCGCUAGAGCCACGGUGGGCCUCCGUGAACAGGGGGGUGUUGAUAUGCGACGAGUGCUGCAGCAUCCACCGAGGUCUGGGGCGACACAGCUCUCAAGUCCGGCAUCUCACUCAUACUCCCUGGCCCCCUUCUCAGUUACAGAUGGUUCAAACGCUGUACGGCAAUGGCGCUAAUUCUAUUUGGGAGCAUAGCCUUCUGGAUCCGUCCUCUGCAGGCAGUGGGAAACGCAAGGGCAACCCUCAGGACCGAGUGCACCCUAACAAGACUGAGUUCAUCAAGGCUAAAUAUCAGAUGUUGGCGUUCGUUCAUCGGAUGCCCUGCCGCGAAGACGACAACGUCGCCACCAAAGACCUCAGUAAGCAACUGCAUUCAAGUGUCCGGACUGGAAAUCUAGAGACCUGCCUCAGGCUGCUGUCGCUGGGAGCGCAAGCUAACUUCUUCCACCCGGAGAAGGGGAACACACCGCUGCACAUAGCAGCAAAAGCGGGACAGGUAUUCCAGGUGGAGCUCCUGGCCGUGUACGGAGCCGACCCCGGGGCCCUGGACACCAGCGGGAAGACUCCCAUUGAUUAUGCAAGACAAGCAGGUCAUCAGGAACUAGCGGACCGCUUGGUGGAGAUCCAGUAUGAACUCACUGACCGGCUGACAUUUUAUCUGUGUGGGAGGAGGCCAGAUCAUAGAACUGGGCAACACUUCAUUAUCCCACAACUCGCAGACAGAUUUAACAGCUUAGAUUUAUCCGAAUUUGCCAAGGCUGCAAAGAAGAAGCUCCAGUCUCUCAGCAACCAUCAGUUUGAAGAGCUGGCCAUGGAUGUGUACGAUGAGGUGGACAGGAGGGAAACAGACGCCGUGUGGCUGGUCACCCAGAACCACAGCACCCUGGUGUCCGACGCCACCGUGGUGCCCUUCCUCCCCGUCAACCCGGAGUACUCCUCCACCCGCAACCAGGGUCGUCAGAAGCUGGCCAGGUUCAAUGCCCAUGAAUUUGCCACUCUGGUCAUCGAUAUUCUGACGGAUGCCAAGCGGAGGCAAUGGGGCAACUCCUGUGAAAGUAUGAAAGAGGACGUGGAGCUGAUCCUCAAAGGGAUAGACGGUUGCCAUGGCAGCGACAGCCAAGACAACGACCAGCCGGAUUACGACAGCGUUGCGUCGGACGAAGACCCCGACAGGGAGGUCGCGUCCAGGGACAACGGCAACGACCGACGGACCAAGAGCUCUGAGUCAUCGGACCUCUCCGACGGACCAAUCACGGUGCAGGAAUUCAUGGAGGUGAAGAGUGCCCUGAACGCCUCGGAGGCCAAGAUACAGCAGCUCCUCAAGCUCAACUGUCACCUGAGUGAGGAGCUCCGCAUGAUGCAGGGCAAGCUGAGCUCCCUGCAGACGGAGAACUCCUCGCUGCGAUGGCAGAGCCCCGGCGGCGCGCAGCAGCCCCCGGAGCCCCCCGGCCGCCCGCCGGCCCGCGGGGGCCGCCCCAUGUCCAUGUACGAGACGGGCUCGGGUUCCAGGCCCUACCCCUCCCACAGAGGCGAGGCCCUCCGGCACGGCGGGCUCGUGCUGCAGCCCCUCCCCCCCAACAUUGGGAGGGGUCCUUUGGGGACGGCCGCCUCCUCCCUCCCUACCUUCCCCUCCUCCCUGUCCUGGUCGUUGGACGAGAGAUCUCGAAGGGGCUGCAGUCUGGAGGGACACAGCAGGGUGAUGGAGAACGACUACGACAACACGCCCGAUCACCGCUCUGAACCGGAAGAGACACGUCCGUCCGUGAGCUGCGAGUCGUUGGAGGAGCUGCCCGAGGAGCGUGCCGAGGCAGACUCCACACUGCCCGGCACCGAGGACGUCAUCUGCAAGACGGAGCAGAUCACCAAGAACAUCCAGGAGCUGCUGAGGGCCGCCCAGGAGAACAAAUACGAAAGUUUCCUGCCGUGCUCAGAGAAGAUCCACGGUGCUGUGAGGGAGAUGGCCACUCUGUUUCCCAAGACGCCGCGGUCGGAGACGGUGCGCGGGGCGCUCUGCCUGCUGACCACCAGCGCCGGCCGGCUCCACGGACAGUGCCAGAAGGCCACGCUCCACAGCCCCGCCCCGGCCGACCUACAGCUGGUCACACAGCAGGUCAUCCAGUGCGCCUACGAUAUCGCCAAGGCGGCCAAGCAACUCGUCACCGUGACGACCAAAGAGAACAGCAACUAGAUCAUGUGCAGCGCCAGAGUUCAUUUUUUUUUUUUUUUUUUUCUUUCUCGAAAUGCUUCUGUGUCGUAUUCUGUGUCGUGGAAGUUGUUUCGAACGAUUUUAAUCAGUAUUAUGCUAUCGUUUUUUUGUUUUUUAUUGGCUUGUUGGUUUUAUUCAGUUUUGGUCAAUGUAACCACACAUGUAGACUAUCCUACAGAUGUAUUGGGUGAAACUUUAUUUAUUGACCUUGUUGUGUGCUACACUUGAAGUGACUCCAGAUUUUCCAUAUAGACACGUUCCCUGCGUUCAAUAUCUCAUUGAAGAUAUUGGAUUUUUUCACAAUGCAUUUAGCCUCACACAACUGUUCAUUAUUUACUCUGCCUCUUCCAUCCACUUUAUCUAUUUCUCUAGGAUAGACCGUCUUUCUUUUAAUCUGGUCUUUGUGCUGCCGUCGUGUGCAUCUGUUUAAUUCGCCUGUGUUGCUUCGCCAGUUUUAAUACGAGAUGCAAACUUUGUGAAGCUUUGUCAUGGAAUCGUUUGUUACAGCACACUGAUAUUGUAGGAGAUGUAUGUGUGCAAACUUACUUCCCAUCAUUCGUUGUUGUUGUAAUGCAGGUUCAAUGUCAGUAGCCUUAACUCAAAGAUAAGCUUUAUGGUCGCAAUAGGUAUUUUUUCUUCAAGAAUUCCCAAUGUUUCCAAUGUAAAAACAAAAUAUGUAUCAAUGUAAUUCUUUAUUAAGAUUAUGCAAAUGUUAUAUUUAUAAAUUGUCCGCCAUACCUCUAACAAAAAAAACAUUUAUUUUCUUACAACAAUUUUUUUGUUAUAUGCUUGUUAUAUAGUCCAGCUAUCAUCAUGUAUCUCAACUAGUUAGUUAAGGGUUGGGGUUACUGUCCUAUUACUAAUGAAGUUGAUGCAGAGUUAACACCUGUGUAUUUUUGUGCUGCUAUUGUCAGUUCUGUCCGAGUUCUAGUUUUCCGUUUAUUUUGCAAAUCGGGGUACUUGUUUUAAGUUCCUCGGGCCAUGAAAUGUGUUUCUAUUUGAUAUCAUGAGCCAUAUACAAUCUUGUAUUUUUAUUUUAUACUUUUCCAUUGUGUUGAAUAUAAUGGCAUUUUUAGACAAUAAAGCCCCACUAACAAAG
Molecule: messenger RNA, 3532 nt
Organism: Gadus morhua (Atlantic cod)
Lineage: Eukaryota; Metazoa; Chordata; Actinopteri; Gadiformes; Gadidae
Gene: git2b
Product: G protein-coupled receptor kinase interacting ArfGAP 2b
Exons: 21
Coding region: 187-2415 (742 amino acids)
Biological process (GO): regulation of ARF protein signal transduction; brain development; regulation of G protein-coupled receptor signaling pathway
Cellular component (GO): synapse
Molecular function (GO): GTPase activator activity; small GTPase binding
Source: RefSeq, a predicted model, not a curated record